UCGCGCAUGCGCCGGCGGCUGCCGCCGUCACUGCGCAUGCGCCGACCGUAGCGCCGGGCCUGGAGCCGGCGCGCAGACAGAGCUGCCUGCCAGUGUCCAGCUACAAACUGCGGAGGUGGUUCCACCCCAACAUCUCGGGCAUCGAGGCGGAGCUCCUGCUGAUGGAGCGAGGCUUCGACGGCAGCUUCCUGGCCAGGCCCAGCCGCAGCAACCCGGGGGACCUCACGCUCUCCGUCAGGAGGAACGGCGAGGUGACGCACAUCAAGAUCCAGAACACGGGCGACUUCUACGACCUGUACGGCGGCGAGAAGUUCGCGACGCUGUCGGAGCUGGUGCAGUACUACACGGAGAACCAGGGCCAGCUGCGCGAGAAGUCGGGCGAGCUGAUCGAGCUGCGCUGCCCGCUCAACUGCAGCCAGCAGCCGGAGGCCGCCGCGUCCUGCACCGAGCGGUGGUUCCACGGGCACCUGUCGGGCAAGGAGGCGGAGAAGCUGAUCCUGGAGAAGGGCAAGAACGGCAGCUUCCUGGUGCGCGAGUCGCAGAGCAAGCCGGGAGACUACGUGCUCUCCGUGCGCACCGACGACCGAGUCACGCACGUCAUGAUCCGCUGCCAGGACGACACUUACGACGUGGGCGGAGGCGACCGGUUCGAGUCGCUGUCGGACCUCAUCGAGCACUACAAGCGCAACCCCAUGGUGGAGACCAGCGGCACCGUCGUCCACCUCAAGCAGCCCUUCAACGCGACGCGCAUCAACGCCAGCGGCAUCGAGAGCAGAGUCCGCGAGCUGCAGAAGGAGAACGGGCAGUCGACGGGCAAGGCGGGCUUCUGGGAGGAGUUCGAGUCGCUGCAGCAGCAGGAGUGCAAGCACCUCUUCUCCCGCAAGGAGGGCCAGAAGCCCGAGAACCGCAACAAGAACCGCUACAAGAACAUCCUGCCCUUUGACCACACGCGGGUGAAGCUGAGGGACGUCGAUCCGAGUGUCCCCGGAUCCGAGUACAUCAACGCCAACUACAUUCGGCCGGACGACGAGGCGGGCGACUCGGGGUGCGGGCGGUGCUACAUCGCGACGCAGGGCUGCCUGCCGGCCACGACGGGCGACUUCUGGGAGAUGGUCUGGCAGGAGAACACGCGCGUCAUCGUCAUGACGACCAAGGAGGUGGAGCGCGGCAAGAACAAGUGCGUCCGCUACUGGCCGGAGGAGGGGCAGAGCAAGGACUUCGGGCGCGUGCGCGUCCGCAACCUCUCGGAGUCGUCGACGGCCGACUACACGCUGCGCGAGUUCGCGGUUCAGCACGUGGUGGCAGUCGGCGACGAGCGUAAAGUGUACCACUACCACUUCCAGGCGUGGCCGGACCACGGCGUACCGUCGGACCCGGGCUGCGUGCUCAACUUCCUGCACGACGUGAACGCCCGGCAGGAGAGCUGCGGCCCGUGCGCGGGGCCUGUCCUCGUCCACUGCAGCGCCGGCAUCGGCCGCACCGGCACCUUCAUCGUCAUCGACAUCAUCCUCGACCAGAUCAAGCGCCAAGGGCUGGACUGCGAGAUCGACAUCCAGCGGACGAUCCAGAUGGUGCGGGCGCAGCGCUCCGGCAUGGUGCAGACGGAGGCGCAGUACAAGUUCGUCUACCUCGCCGUGCAGCACUACAUCGAGACGGUGCGCCAGCGCGCCCAGGCCGAGCAGAAGAGCCUCCAGCUGGGCCGCGAGUACACCAACAUCCGCUACUCGAGCGACGAGCUGCCGUCGCCGUCGCCCGUGCUGCCGCUGCCGCUGGGCGUCGGCGCGGGGGCGGCGCCUCCCGUCGUGCGGCCGGUGCGGACGCCCGCGAGGGCCGUGUCCGACGCCCACCUGCCCAGGCCGCCCGACGACUUCCCGCGCCAGAUCUACGAGAACGUCGCGGUCAAGGACCGCAAGCUGUCGGCGGCGUCGCUGGGGCCGUCCUCGACGCACCACAUCGGGCCGCCGCCGCCGAGCUUCGCCCCUCCGCCCCCGCCGCCUCCGCGCAAGACGUGA
Molecule: messenger RNA, 2012 nt
Organism: Schistocerca nitens (vagrant locust)
Lineage: Eukaryota; Metazoa; Arthropoda; Insecta; Orthoptera; Acrididae
Product: tyrosine-protein phosphatase corkscrew-like
Exons: 15
Coding region: 162-2012 (616 amino acids)
Biological process (GO): protein dephosphorylation
Molecular function (GO): protein tyrosine phosphatase activity
Source: RefSeq, a predicted model, not a curated record